Molecule: messenger RNA, 2192 nt
Organism: Emericellopsis atlantica
Lineage: Eukaryota; Fungi; Ascomycota; Sordariomycetes; Hypocreales; Bionectriaceae
Product: ZIP zinc transporter
Exons: 2
Coding region: 443-2047 (534 amino acids)
Biological process (GO): zinc ion transmembrane transport
Cellular component (GO): membrane
Molecular function (GO): zinc ion transmembrane transporter activity
Source: RefSeq, a predicted model, not a curated record
GAAGCGAAGCGGGACAGACCCUUUUCGCGUGAGUCGUGGUAUUGGGUCGACUUUACCUUGCUUCAUACGCGAUUCAACCUGAAGGUCCCAAAAACAGCGAAGUACUAGAGAAGGCCAAGUGGACCCUGCGUCUGAGCUGCAAGACGUCACUCUUGAGCCGCCAAGCCAGCUCUGUAAAAACCCUCCCGCAUUUAUCAUCUCGCUGCGGCAUCACGACGUCGAUCUCGUCCACCGAGAAAAUCAUCUUUAUUGUGCGCGUCGACGACUGGACGCUCGCCAGCCAACGCACGAGAUAGGGACCGGCUCCUCGAAGUUGGGAAUUCAGACGAUACGUCGCAUGCGUUCGCGUCCAGUCGCCUCGAUCGUCGGUUCACCCACGACUCGCACGAAUUGACCCCUCGACACCAACAUAGAGGACCUCAGACCGGGGUCGAGCGUCACCAUGGCGCUGGCGACAAUGGAGCUGAGCAAUGACGCCCGUGGGUGGAUCAUGUGUAUCAUCAGCGGAAUUGCUUGCGUUUUUGGAGCCGCCAUCAUCUGUGUCGAUGCGCUUGUACGACUCUUUCCGGGCAAGCAUAACUUUCGCAUAGCGGAGAGCAACGUCUUCUUGGCCGCGUCCCUCAGCCUGAGCUUCGGUGUCAUGCUCUUUUCAGCGAUAUACAGCAUGCUACCAGAGGCCAAGGACUAUCUCAAAAAGGACAACUGGUCGGAUCAGAAUGCGGGACUCGUCAUGAUGGGCGGAUUCGUGGUGGGCUUCUUUGGCAUCCAGAUCAUCUCCCGCCUGGUGCACCAGUACAUGCCGUCGCAUGUCGUCGACUGCGACCACACCCACGAGGAGUCGCACCAGCACGACCAGCACGACCAUCACUCAAACGAGCGCAGCAGCAGACACCGUUCACGUACGAGCCACGCCCGGCGCCGAAGUUCUCACACGCGUUCGCCCCAAGAUCCCGACCGUAAAACGGCGGAAAUCGCCGAAAACGGCAACGCAGCAUCAGAAUCGACGCCCCUGCUCGGGAACGGCGCCCCCAAAUUGACAUCCCAGCAGAGCGAUAGUGCUGUCCUGCAGCGUAACCAGACCGUCGACUCUGCGCAUGCGACCCGACCUCGGAUAGCCAACGACCCAGCCAACCUGAGAAGUCGACCGAGCAUGCUCCAGGUGCAGGAUAGGGUCAUGUCCUUUGUCAAGGACACCAAGCGUGAUUGUGAUGCGGGAGGCUCAUGCUACGGCUACUCGGACCCCUGUGGCCAAGAAUGCUUCAAGCAUUUGGGCAAUCGAUCCUCCAUAGCACCUCGACAUGGCAGUUUGAUUAGAACCACGACUGGGCCAUUCUAUCCAGCCUCGGGAUCAGCGUUGCAUGGAGUACAGCGCAGUCGAUCGCGAGACGUCACUCACGGUCCCAAUGCGCCGAGGACCCUCGUCAGCCGAGCGACAUCGCGGGAACCCCUCAGUCCGACAGGGGAGGAGGACGCAGACCAGGAAUACCAAAUGGGAGAGGACUCGUCACUGACCAGCAGCGAUGUUGAGGCAGACGCCGAAUCGCAGCACCACCAUCAUGUACCUGAAAACGCCUUUCUCUCCAUCGGUCUCCAGACGUCAAUAGCUAUCGCCCUUCACAAAUUCCCCGAAGGGUUCAUCACCUACGCCACCAAUCACGCCAACCCAUCUCUGGGCUUCAACGUGUUCAUGGCCCUCUUUGUGCACAACAUCUCCGAGGGGUUCGCCAUGUGUCUUCCCCUCUACAUGGCCCUCGGCUCCCGCUGGAAGGCCAUGCUCUGGUCCGCCAUGCUGGGCGGUCUGUCGCAGCCGCUGGGCGCGGCCAUUGCUGUCCUCUUGUUCAAGGUGGCGAGCCACACCAACAUUCAGCCGAACGCGGUGGCGUAUGCGUGCCUCUUUGCCAUUACGGCUGGCAUCAUGGUCAGCGUGGCGCUGCAGCUGUUUGUGGAGAGUUUGAGCCUCAACCAUAACCGCAACCUCUGUAUUUUCUUUGGAUUCACGGGCAUGGCAAUUCUUGGAUUCAGCAACGCCUUGUUUGGUGGGCACUAGACUAAAUGGUCUCGGGUUGGAUAUCGGCAUUUUGGGCAGGCUGGGUUAUAAAAGAGCUCAAGAGGGUGAUUUCAUGGCGUUUGGCGUAUGUACCUGGAUACAUAAAUAUCACUAGAGAAGAAUGCACUUAUUGUAGAGACGACUU